AGCCGAGGAGGGAGAGGAGGGACUCCGCGUUGCACGCUGCUGGUGCGGCAUGGCUUCGGGUUCCUCAGGCCUUGGGGCCCGACCGCUGCUGCAGUUUCUGCGGCUGGUAGGGCAGCUCAAGAGAGUCCCACGGACCGGCUGGGUAUACAGAAAUGUGGAAAAGCCAGAGAGUGUAUCAGAUCACAUGUACCGGAUGGCAAUUAUGGCUAUGGUCACCAAAGAUGACCAUCUUAACAAAGAUAGAUGUAUCCGCCUGGCCCUGGUUCACGAUAUGGCAGAAUGCAUCGUUGGGGACAUAGCACCAGCAGAUAACAUCCCCAAAGAAGAAAAACACAAGCAAGAGGAGGAGGCUAUGAGACAAAUAACCCAGCUCUUGCCAGAGGACCUCAGGAAGGAACUCUAUGAACUUUGGGAAGAGUACGAGACCCAAUCUAGUCCGGAAGCCAGAUUUGUGAAACAGCUGGACCAGUGUGAAAUGAUCCUUCAGGCAUCAGAGUAUGAAGACUUGGAGAGUAAGCCAGGGAGGCUGCAAGACUUCUACGAUUCCACAGCAGGAAAAUUCAGUCACCCUGAGAUAGUCCAGCUUGUUUCUGAACUUGAGGCCGAGAGAAAUGCAAGCAUAGCCUCAGCCUUCAGCAAGCCGGGCUCCUGAGCACUGCGCUGCUGCUCUCCUAUAGUUUUGUUUUACUUCUCUGUUUCAUGCCAUUGUUCUGGUGAUUUCCCCAGAUAUAUGUCUAUUUUCUAUUGUCUAGACUUGAGCAAGAAAUGUGAUGUGAUUCAAGCACCAAAAUAAGCCACAGAACAGGAAAUGCUUGUGAACACUCUACAGAUGAAGACUUAAUGGAUGCAUAAAGACUGGAGAGGGGAAUGUCUUUUUUUAUGAACUAACAAAUAUUAAACACCUUAAACUUUGAUUUUUAUA
Messenger RNA from Nannospalax galili (Upper Galilee mountains blind mole rat), 922 nucleotides. RefSeq names its product HD domain containing 2 (gene Hddc2). The coding region runs from base 50 to 652 and encodes 200 amino acids. Lineage: Eukaryota; Metazoa; Chordata; Mammalia; Rodentia; Spalacidae. Gene Ontology annotation, cellular component: cytoplasm. Gene Ontology annotation, molecular function: 5'-deoxynucleotidase activity. The transcript has 6 exons. The record is from RefSeq and is a predicted model, not a curated record.